Molecule: messenger RNA, 726 nt
Organism: Durusdinium trenchii
Lineage: Eukaryota; Dinophyceae; Suessiales; Symbiodiniaceae
Source: the annotation of a GenBank genome assembly
GUUGUUACAUGUUUCAGCAUCGGACGAUGAAGCGCCCAUUGGAUGGGAACCAAGUCGCUGCUUUGGAGGAUGUGAGGUUGCCAAUUUCCACAAUGCUUUUCACCCAGGGAGUUCCUAGCGACAGCCCGCAGGAAUUUCACGUUGAUGCUACUUGGAUUUACGGUCAAACGCCACAGAUGCAGGACACCUCUGUCCGCGUGGUGCAGUGCAGAUCGUUGAAAGCUUUAAGGCUUCUUCAAGUCACCUCUCCACUUACAUAUCCAGGAUGUGGCAGCCAGGCAUGGGCGGGACCCUUGGGUGCAGCCGUGGCCCGGCAUUUGGAUGGUGUUUAUUGCAACGGCAUCGUGGUUCUGCUGGCGCCCGACCAUUUGGUGAUCGUGGAUGACGACAAGCAAGAAGGUUUGAGGCAACAGUUGAUAUCGGACAUGUUUACCCAGAGGAGCAUAGACGCACGCUGGACAGACUUCCGGCCAUGAGGUCUUGGUGUGUCACCAGGUCUGCAGGUGACCACGGGGUUUGGGGGAUACCUCUUUGGACCACGGUGACGGGGUGCGGCCAAAAGCGACGAACGAAGACGAAGCUCGAGAGCGAUUCUCUCACUGUGUUGCACCAAACACCGCGGUUGCCUUUGCAGAACCCGUGUUGCAUGCAGGCGAGCCAUUCAUUGCUGUCAUUUUUGGUGCAUGUUGCUGUGUGAAGAUGAUGCAAUUUUGGGCAACUUCAGAG